AUGUCGCCUGGAAAGACUGCAAACAUCUCGUUUGACGACAAGUUCGCCAACAUCAUCAAUGGCGAGGCUCGCACAAAGUCCGACAACUACCACCAGGGUGUGAACCCCACCACCGGCGAGAAGCUUUGGGAUGUCCCAAUCGCUACCCAAUCAGACGUCGACGAGGCUGUUGCUUCUGCACAAAAGGCGUUCGAAUCAUGGAGCGUCAAGCCCAUUGAGGAGCGCAAGGAGUUCUUGAAGAACUUCCAAGAGCUGUGGGCUGGUUACCAGGAGGAAUUCACCACACUGCUCUGCAAGGAGACCGGUAAGCCCAGACAGUUCGCCGCUUUCGAAGUUGGUGCUGUUGGUGCUUGGUUCGGUCACCACUUGUCGCUUGAGAUCCCCGAGGAGAGACUCGAGGAUGACGAGAAGAUCAUGACUACAAGAUACAUGCCCCUGGGUGUUGUUGGUGCCAUCUGCCCCUGGAACUUCCCUCUCGUCCUGUCAUUCGGCAAGAUCAUCCCUGCUCUGCUUACUGGUUGCACCAUCAUUGUCAAGCCUUCGCCAUUCACCCCCUAUACCUCCUUGAAGGCUAUCGAGCUUGCUCAGACCAUCUUCCCUCCCGGUGUUGUCCAGGUUCUUGGCGGUGAUGACAAGCUUGGUCCCAUGUUCACCGAGCACCCCGGUAUCGCCAAGAUUAGUUUCACUGGUAGCAUCGCUACUGGCAAGAAGAUCAUGGCCGCCUGCAGCAAGACCCUCAAGCGUGUCACCCUCGAGCUUGGCGGCAACGAUGCCAGUAUCGUCAGAGCGGAUGUCGACAUUGAGGCUACCGCUCCUCAGCUUGUGAUGGGCGCUUUCCAGAACAGUGGUCAGGUCUGUGUUGCCACCAAGCGUAUCUACAUCCACGAGAGCAUCUACAAGCCCAUGACCGAGGCCAUGGCCAAGGUCGCUGCCAGCCUCAAAGUUGGCAAGCCCGAUGAGGAGGGUGCUAUGCUCGGUCCCAUCCAGAACCAGAUGCAAUUCGAAAAGGUCAAGACCUUCUUCCAGGACAGCAAGGACAAGGGUUACAAGUUCAUCGCUGGUAGCGGUGAUGUCGAGAAGGUGGAUGGUGGCUUCUGGCUCCAGCCCGCCAUCAUCGACAACCCUCCCAACGACAGCAAGAUCAUCCAGGAGGAGCAGUUCGGUCUCAUUCUUCCCGUCCAGCCCUACUCCGACGAAGAGGAGGUCAUCAACCGUGCCAAUGACAGCAACGCCGGUCUUGGUGCCUGUGUCUGGAGUAAGGACGAGAAGGCCGCCGAGCGCAUUGCCCUUCGCCUCCAAGCCGGCAGUGUCUUCAUCAACUCCUUCGAGAAGCCCACUCCUCAAGCCAUCUUCUCCGGACACAAGGAGUCUGGUAUCGGUGGUGAAUGGGGUACUCAGGGUCUGCUGUCCUACUGCAACCCUCAUGUCAUUCACCUUUACAAGAGCAAGCUGUAA
This is a messenger RNA of Aureobasidium subglaciale EXF-2481, 1455 nucleotides long. RefSeq lists its product as uncharacterized. Gene Ontology annotation, molecular function: aldehyde dehydrogenase (NAD+) activity. The coding region runs from base 1 to 1455 and encodes 484 amino acids. NCBI's taxonomy places the organism in Eukaryota, Fungi, Ascomycota, Dothideomycetes, Dothideales, Saccotheciaceae. The record is from RefSeq and is a predicted model, not a curated record. The transcript is spliced from 3 exons.